AUGGAGGCGGGCACAUCCCCAAUUCGGGCAGGAAGCAGCGACGGCGGUGGUUCGGUAAGAGGUGAUAUCUUUAGACGUCACAGUGUGAACAGCGGUGAAAACAACAUGAAUGACAACAAGGACAACGACUCCAACACUGAGUGGUCGGAGCAGUUUCGAUUAAUAGCCAGGCGCAUGAGCCGCGCGCUGCUACGAAACCCACAUCCAGACGUGCAAACUGAUAAACGUGUCAUGUACGGGGUGUUGUAUGAGUUGUUCGAGCAGUGGUCGGAGCGGCAACAGCGCGCCCAUUCCGUCAGUUUAACCGUAGAGCAGGUGGGAAGUAUACUUCGGUAUGGGGAGCAGACGUUGCGCCAGGCUUCGCUUACAGCGCCAGCACUUAAUAAAGCACAGGUGGUGGUAGAUCUCAUCGCCGCAUCUCCACUGAUCACUAUUGGGGCACUCACACAAGAGCUACGUGGCCUUCAACCACCUGUCGUGCUGACGCCAAUGGCGGAGGUGUUGGAACUUGCCCGUUUGCUUGACGUUUCACAAGGAGUCCGCACGCCCGUUGGAGCGGUUAAUCUUGUGCAUUUCAUCGCCCUGAGUUCGACGCUCUGCCCGGCGCCCGAUAUGGGAGCCCUGCUGUUGCUGGUCGCAUCAAACGUUAAGCGCUGCCAUCUUUUGUGCGCAGCCAUUUACUACGAGUGGGCGAUGAUUGAUGCGCAAAACCGCGAGGGACUGCUUCUUCUCUCGAGAGAGUUGGAAGAGAAACACCAACAGAUGUGUGAGGGGUUCACGGUUGACAUUUUAACGCCCCUACUUACUGGGUCGUUUGAACCAUUUGGUGCCCGCCCAACCGACCCUGUUGCCGUUGACUAUUUGGGAAUGGGGAGUCUUCCGUGCACCGGUACCGCUGAGGAGCAGCAAAGGUGUCACCAACUAGCACCCCCCAGUGGGAAUGAACUUGAGCCCACGUGUGAGGAUAGCGACACUGGUGGCCACGGGGAGGGGGACUGUGAAUCUUCUGUGGAGGAUGAAUACGACAGUGACUGUAGAGAUACCGUGGACACGGAGUUCUGGCUUAGGUUGAGCAGCUAA
This is a messenger RNA of Trypanosoma brucei brucei TREU927, 1080 nucleotides long. RefSeq lists its product as hypothetical. The record is from RefSeq and is a predicted model, not a curated record. NCBI's taxonomy places the organism in Eukaryota, Euglenozoa, Kinetoplastea, Trypanosomatida, Trypanosomatidae. The coding region runs from base 1 to 1080 and encodes 359 amino acids. The transcript has a single exon.